Messenger RNA from Cygnus olor (mute swan), 3445 nucleotides. RefSeq names its product RNA binding motif protein 19 (gene RBM19). The record is from RefSeq and is a predicted model, not a curated record. NCBI's taxonomy places the organism in Eukaryota, Metazoa, Chordata, Aves, Anseriformes, Anatidae. The coding region runs from base 136 to 3021 and encodes 961 amino acids. Gene Ontology annotation, molecular function: RNA binding. The transcript is spliced from 25 exons.
CGCGCCCACGUGACGCGGCGGCAACAUGGCGGCGCCCACGGGGCGGCGUGCGCCCGGCUGAGCGCGGCGCGGCCCUCGUCGUGUCGCGGCCGCUGUCGCCGCCCCUCUCUGUCGCCGCCCCUCUCUGUCGCCGACAUGUCGAGGCUCAUCGUGAAGAACCUCCCCAACGGGAUGAAGGAAGAUCGCUUCCGGAAGCUGUUUGCAGCCUUUGGCACGCUGACCGAUUGCUGCUUGAAGUUCACCAAGGACGGCAAAUUCCGGAAAUUCGGCUUCAUCGGCUACAAGUCCGAAGAAGAAGCUCAGGUGGCACUGAACCACUUCAACAGGAGCUUCAUAGACACCUCCAGAGUCACCGUUGAGUUAUGCAAGUCUUUUGGUGACCCUUCAAAACCCAAAGCGUGGAGUAAGCACUCUCAGAAGGCCCCUGCCUCGGAAAAGCAGCCCGAGAAACCUGUGACAAGUGCAGCUCCUGCAGGCACAAAGAAAAAAAAAAAGAAGAAAGACCCCGCAGAAGGCUUAAAGGAGCUGGAAGGAGAUGAAACAUUCCAGGAGUUCUUGGUGGUUCACCAGAGGCGGUCUCAGGUGGCCACCUGGGCUAAUGACACUUUGGCAGAAAAGCCCAAGAAGGAAAAGUCAAAGGCGGCGGCUGAUUAUCUGAACUUCGAUUCAGACGAGUCUGAGGAUCUGAGCGAGGAGGAGAGGGAUGGGAAUGAACCCUCUGAAGAUGAGGAGGAAACCAAAGCAAAGAAAGGCCAGGAGAAGAAGGCAGCUGCCAGGGAAGACCUCUCAGAUAUGGAUUACCUGAAAUCUAAAGUAGUGAAGGAUUCGUCCUCCUCUGGCACAGAAGAAGAAACAGACAGUGAAGAGACGGAAGGUGAGAGUGAGGAGGACUCAGACGCUAUAGAAACUGUCAGCACCCACACAGAAAAAAGGGGGAAGGCAAAAGCCCAGAAACCACAGCAAGAGUCACCGGCAGGGAAGAAGAAAAAAGGAUCCACGCUACAGCAGAAGAACCAGGUCAGCUCGGGAGAAGCAAGCACGCCAUACACAGUGAAACUGCAUGGUGCCCCUGUGAACAUCACUGAGCAAAAGAUUCGAGAAUUCUUCUUGCCUCUGAAGCCAGUGGCAAUCCGGAUAGGAAAAAAUGCCCAGGGGAAAAACACAGGUUAUGUCUUUGUUGACUUGAAGAGUGAAGCAGAAGUGCAAAGGGCCUUGAAACGGAAAAAAGAAUGCCUAGGUGGGCGAUACGUCGAGGUAUUCCGAUGUGGGAAUACCCCAAAAGAAACUGUUCCAGCAAAAACUGAUGACAAGCCGUGGCAACGAAGGAAGAGGGACGAUGAGGAAGAAGAGGACUUGUCUGAAUCGGGAAGGCUCUUUGUCAGGAAUCUGCCAUUUACCAGCACCGAGGAGGACUUAGAGAAGGUCUUCUCCAAGUAUGGGCCCCUCUCGGAUAUCCAUUUCCCUAUAGACAGACUGACCAAGAAGCCCAAAGGAUUUGCUUUCAUCACCUACAUGAUGCCCGAGCACGCGGUGAAGGCCUAUGCGGAAAUGGACGGGCAGGUGUUCCAGGGUAGAAUGAUGCACCUUUUACCCUCCACAAUCAAAAAGGAACAAAUUGAAGAUGUGGAUGCAGACGAAUCUUCUUCCUACAAAAAGCAGAAAGAGGCCAAGGAAAAAGCCAACAGUGCCAGCUCUCACAACUGGAACACUUUGUUUGUGGGGACAAAUGCUGUGGCUGAUGCCAUUGCUCAGAAGUACAACGCUUCGAAAAGCCAAGUGCUGGAUCACGAGAGCAAAGACAGCGUGGCAGUGAGGGUCGCUCUGGGAGAAACCGAGCUGGUCCAGGAAAUUCGCCGGUUCCUAAUCAAAAACGGAGUCAGCCUGGAUUCCUUCAGUCAGGCCUCUGGCAAGCGGAGUAAAACCGUGAUCCUGGUCAAGAACCUCCCCGCCAGCACGAGCGUGUCAGAGCUGGAGGUCCUUUUUGGCAAGCACGGCAGCCUGGGCCGGGUGCUGCUCCCGGCAGGAGGCAUCACAGCCAUCGUGGAGUUCCUGGAGCCAACUGAGGCCAAGCAAGCGUUCAGCAGGCUGGCUUACUCCAAGUUUCACUCCACACCACUGUAUCUGGAGUGGGCUCCGAUGGGUGUCUUCUCCAGCCCAGCCCCCCGGAAAAAAACCACAGAGGCUCCAGAAAAGGAGGGAGAAGCAAGCCUGGUACCCGGUGACGAUGACACGGCCACAGCUGCCGAGGGCUCAGAGGAAACAGCAGCACAGGAGCAGGAGGAAGAGGAUGAAGAGGAGGAUGAGGAAGAAGAAGAGAGCGUGCCAGGGUGUACCUUGUUCAUCAAAAACCUCAACUUCGCCACCACAGAAGACACCCUGAACGAGACGUUCUCCAAAGUGGGAGCUGUGAAGAGCUGCACGAUAUCCAAGAAGAAAGACAGAGCAGGCACUUUGCUUUCCAUGGGCUUUGGAUUCGUGGAGUACAAGAAGCCAGAGAGUGCUCAGAAAGCCCUGCGCCGGCUCCAGGGCUGCAUUGUAGAUGGACAUAAGCUGGAAGUGAAAAUCUCAGAGAGAGCUAUCAGGCCUGCCGUGAAAUCCUCCCGAAAGAAGCAGACGGUCAAGAAGCAGAAGACUUCCAAGAUCUUAGUCCGAAACAUCCCGUUCCAGGCCACCGUCAGGGAAAUCAGGGAGCUCUUCAGCACCUUCGGAGAGCUGAAGACCGUCCGGCUGCCCAAGAAGAUGGCAGGGACAGGCUCCCACCGCGGCUUCGGCUUUGUGGAUUUCCUCACCAAGCAGGACGCCAAGAAAGCCUUCGACGCCCUGUGCCACAGCACGCAUCUGUACGGCCGGAGGCUGGUCUUGGAGUGGGCAGACACGGAGGAGAGCACGGUGGAGGCCCUGAGACGGAAAACAGCAGACCAUUUCCACGGUUCCCCGAAGAAGAGGAAACGCUCGGAGGUUUUGGGUGAAAUCCUGGAGCAGCUGGAAGAGGAGGAGAGCAACAGAGAUGAGGCCAUCUAGCCGGUCGUCGGCAGCUGCCUGCCGUCCGCCCAGGGCACUCGCUGAUGGAUGGAGAGGGAGAAAACCGCUGGGUUUUCGGCGGCGAGCACACCUGUUGCCGCUGAGUCUGCUCGUCCCGCGAAGCAGAGGGCUGAUGUACACGUCUCAGCUCUCAGCCUUUUAAACAGACCCUGAAUUCGGAGCAGGAGGAAGAGCUUGUGCCCCAGGACCUCGUCUGAAACCAGCAGCAGGUACGGGGCAGCAGCACGACCCUCCCAAAGCAGCACAUUUUUUUGGCACAGCGCCCUGGGGACACGGACGCUUGGCGCAAGGCCCCCCGCCGACCCUAAAGACUGCGGCAGAAUUUGCUCUCAAUCUCCGAAUCAAAUCGUGAAUUGUACAUUAAAAGCCACGCGUAUGUUUUUAAAGAGUUUUCCAAAACUGA